Molecule: messenger RNA, 6402 nt
Organism: Mycena indigotica
Lineage: Eukaryota; Fungi; Basidiomycota; Agaricomycetes; Agaricales; Mycenaceae
Exons: 34
Coding region: 1-6402 (2133 amino acids)
Biological process (GO): transmembrane transport; proteolysis
Cellular component (GO): fungal-type vacuole; membrane
Molecular function (GO): ATP binding; ABC-type peptide transporter activity; aspartic-type endopeptidase activity
Source: RefSeq, a predicted model, not a curated record
AUGAUGCUUCCCGACCUUGCUCUGCAUUUGCUCGCUCUCGCGGCGCUCGCCAUACCAAGUGUUGAUGCAUUCCACCUCCCCACCGACUCAGCAGCCCACCGACGGCAUUCUGUCGAGUUCACGAGGCAUUCGAAAGUUCCAUUGCGGAAAAGAGCAGCCCUCUCCGAUGCUGAUGGUGUCUUCGACCUGGACCGUGCGCGCGCGUUGAAUGUCGCGACUAUCAACAAACAUCGUGGCAACCUCCUCAACCUGGCCAAACACUUCGGAAUCAAGGCUUUACCCAAAGGAGCCUUUAUCAAGCCCUUCGCGGUGUUGCCUCACGAUGUGAAGGAGCGUCUGGCGGGUCGUCCUAAGAAGUCUCGAGGCAGGCGUCAUUCUGAAGCUCUGACGGACGAGGAGAACGACCUAGAAUGGGCCGGGACAAUUUCCAUUGGAACACCCGCGCAAAAAUUCUACAUUGACUUCGACACUGGCUCCUCCGACCUCUGGGUUCCUUCCGUUCAUUGCAAUAGUACCACUUGCCAGAACAAAGCCAAGUAUGGCGAUUCGGUGUCAUCCACCUCACACAAGAAGUCAGGAAACUUUUCCAUCUUUUAUGGAGACGGAUCGGCAGUCAGCGGCAAAAUAUUUACUGACACUGUGUCCGUUGCUGGCAUCAAGGCACACCACCAAUACUUCAGCGCUGUCGACAAUCUGUCCUCUGCAUUCGAAAGCGAUCCUAUUGAUGGCAUAUUGGGUCUUGGCUUCAAAUCCAUCUCCAACCUUAACCAGAACCCAUUUUUUAAUACCGCGAACGCCAACCACACCCUUCCCGCCAACCAAUUCUCUUUCUAUCUCGCCUCGCAAGAAUCAGAGCUGUAUCUCGGAGGUGCUAACCCUGCGCGAUACAAAGGUGACAUCGAGUUCCACGAUGUGGAUGCCAUGUCUGGAUUCUGGCAAGUUCGUAGCGGUAGCAUCAAGGUUGGAGGCAAGACUGCCGUCACGGGUUUCGAUACAAUUAUCGAUUCGGGCACCACCAUCAUGUACGGUCCGCCAGAUGCAGUGAAGCAAGUCUAUGCCAACGUUUCAGGCUCGCAAUUAUACGACACCAUCAACGGCUUUUAUUCAUUCCCAUGCGAUUCCAUGCCCAAGCUGUCGUUCAACUGGGGCGGGUCGGACUGGCCCAUUUCGGCGGCCAAUUUUAAUCUCGGGAAGACAUCGCAGAACAAGACGCGCUGCAUUGGCGCACUUGCAGCAGAAGAUCUCGGGCUCGGCGAUGAUGUGUGGUUGCUGGGUGACAGUUUUAUGAAGAACCAGUAUACGGUCUUUGACUUUGAUAAGGAGGCUGCACGAAACCCGUCCGCUAUGAAGCUUUGCGAGGGUGCAAAUGCUUUUGACCUCAGUGACGCGUGCGUACGCGGUUCUUGGGCGGCAAUAACGCCAAGCUUGGUGCUCGUUGCCAUUUUUGCAUCGCGCUUCCACUAUCCCUUCCCAAAACUCAUUCGGCGACCGUUAAACGUGCUCAAAAGCCAGUUCACCCAAUACCUGCCUCUCCACGACGCGGAGGGCCUCACAUUGGCGGAUGACAAACACAUAUCGGAGCCGGAGACGGUCGAUGUGGUUGAAACUAUUCCUUUGUGGAGAACAUUCGUAUUCUCCCUCGUUGGCUUGUGCCAGUCGCUUGCGUGGAUUUCGGGCGGCUCAUUCAUGCUCAUCACGGGCCAGCCGCUGUGGGAAGCCAUUCAGCGCUAUCUGGUCGCCAUAACAUGGCUCUACACAGUCGUGCGACCCAUCUCCCACCCCACGGCAACCCCGCCAUUUGACCUCUUCUCACUCUACUGUGUCCACCUCGUCAGUGGUAUCCUCCAACUUGGCGGGUUCUUGUUCCAGCAUACCGCGUAUGGUGUCCCCUUGCCGGGGACAUUCACAUUAUUCGGCCUAUCGCUAAACCUUGCUGCGCUUGUCGGACUGCUUGCGGUUAUCUUCAGCAUGCCCCUCGCGUUGCCCUCGCAUCUAGUCAAGAAAAGCGACAUCGGCGCCUCCGUUUCGCCAGAGGACUACACGUCUUUGUGGGGCUGGGUUACGUUUACGUGGGUCUAUCCCCUUGUCCAACGCGGCCGAAAUACCACACUCAACGAAGACGACGUCUGGGGUUUGUCCCCCAGCAUCAGCAGUCGCCCUAUAUUCAUCAAGUUUAGCGCUCUUCGCCAGAGCACCCUUUUUAAACGGAUAUGGGCAGCAAACUCUUUGGAUAUCAUAAUGGACUUCCUGUUAACGCUCCUCAGCGUUGUGUUCACCUAUGCAGGCCCUUUCUUCCUCAAGCGCAUUCUUGAUGCCGUUGACACGGAAAACGAAACCGAGAAAGACAAAGGCAAAGCGUAUAUAUACGCAAUGCUUAUGUUCGUCUGUUCCGUCGCCAAGGCACAAUGCGACGUUCAGCAUCUGUGGAUCGGUCGGAGGGCAGCGACACGCAUUCGAUCUGAGCUGAUGGCCUCCAUCUACGACAAGGCUCUCAAGCGACUCGACUUCAGCGGUAUCGUGGAUAAGGAAAAGGCACAAGCCGCUGCUGAGAAGAAAGCUGCUGCUGCCGCGGAAAGCUCUCCGUCCACACUCACCAAAGCGGAACAAAAGGCGAAGGCAAAAGCCGACAAGAAAAAGGCAGACAAAGCUGAUGACCCAAAGAGCGGUGCCGACACAGGCAAAAUUGUCAACUUGAUGGCGGGCGACGCUAACCGUAUCGGAAUGCAGGUAUCCGGCUUUUACUUUUUAUACGGAGCCCCAAUGGAAAUCAUCAUCGGCUCCGUUUUCCUCUAUCAACUGCUUGGCCUAUCGGCAUUCGCAGGCUUCGUUGUCCUGCUCCUAGGAUGGCCGCUGAACAGCUAUCUCACAAAACGCAGCAUCCGCAUUCAAAAAGGAGUACUGAAAGCUCGUGAUGAGCGAAUGGGCGUCCUCACGGAGCUGAUUGGGGCAAUCAAAUUCAUCAAGUUCUUUGCCUGGGAGGAGCGUUGGAUCGAUAGAGCUUUGGCUGCGCGGAGCAAUGAAAUCAAAUGGAUGGUUAAGGCGAGAAUCAACGGCGUUGGUUUCUACCUCCUUUGGAUUGCUGCACCGAUUUUCAUCUCCGUCAUUUCGUUCUGCACGUAUGUAAUGUUGGGCAACCAGCUUACGAUCGGCAAGGCCUUCACUGCAAUCGCCUUGUUUGGAAUGAUUCGGCAACCUUUGAACGUGAUUCCUACAUUCAUCGUUCAAAUACUUCAAACACGGGUUUCGCUCAAUCGUAUCGCUGUCUACCUUGAGGAACCAGAAGUUUCCGAACAGGUUUCAACUCUCAAAAGUGGACGCUCAAAUCCGCACUUGCUGUCUGGUGAAUACGAUGAUGGCCGUCUCGGUCUCGAAAACGCCUCUUUCAAGUGGAACGAAGUCGAAGAAGUCGAGGAUAAGGACAACAAGAAGCCUGCAUCGGAUGCGGACUCGAUAGUCACUGCGGAGAGCGACAACGGAACGGCGAUUGUCGCGAAUGACCACAAAUUUGAACUGAAGGAUAUAUCUGUGAUUUUCCCCGAAGGAGAAUUGACCCUCGUCACUGGACCUACCGCGAGUGGCAAAACUGCUUUGCUGAUGGCUGUUCUCGGAGAAAUGACAUCGCUGCCUGGGGGCCGAAUCCUCAUGUCCAAAAACGCGAGCAAAAUUGACGAGUGGGGAAACAUGCAUACCAUCUCAUAUGCUGCUCAAUCGCCUUGGCUUCGUCACCAGUCUAUCAAGGACAACAUUCUCUUCGGGUUCCCCUACGAUGAAGACCGGUACAAUGCAGUUAUAGACUGCUGCGCGUUAAGACCCGACCUCGACAUGCUAGAAGAUGGUGAUGCGACUGAGAUCGGGGAGAAGGGAGUGAGCUUGUCCGGAGGACAGAAAGCGAGAGUGGCCCUUGCUCGAGCGGUCUAUGCGAAGACCAAGUAUGUUCUUUUGGAUGAUCCAUUAAGCGCCGUCGACAGCCACACUUCUCGCGUUCUGUACGAUAAGUGUCUCCGUGGGCCUCUACUAGCAAACCGUACUGUGGUCCUCGUUACCCAUCACGUGGAACUUGUACUUCCCGGCGCCCAUUACCUGGUCCGCAUGCUUGAUGGCCGUAUUGAUACUCAAGGCACCGUUAAAGACCUCCGGGCCGAAGGCGUUUUGGACGACAUCACGCACGAUGCAGCAGUGGAAGUCAAAAAGGAGGAGGCGGCAGUUGCUGCCGAGGAAGCUGCGGGCGAAGCCGAAGCUGCUGCCGAUGCUGUUGUCGGCGAUAAUGAUGGUGGUGCCAAAGACGGCGAGGUCAAAAAACCACGCAAGCUCGUGAAAGAUGAACAUCGCGAGGUUGGUGGGGUUAAAUGGCGGAUCUACAAGCGGUACUUGCAAGCAUCGUCCUACUGGACGUGGGCUUUCCUCUCGGUCAUGGUGUUACUUUCGCAGCUAUUGGGCGUGGGAGAAAAGCUUUGGAUCAAAACGUGGGGCGAAGCAUAUAAGGAACAUCAAAAUGUGUCGACUAUAUACGGCGCCUACCGAUCAUUUGGCCAUGCUGAAUAUGAGAUCCCAAUGGAUGUGUCACAUUUCUCCAGCUUCAGCUAUGAGCCGCAUCCGUCAACAACUGGCUUUUUCAAUGGACAAUGGCCGAGUGCGGCAGAACACCCAUUGUUUUAUGUUGGAAUCUACGCUGCCAUUGGCUUUACGAGUGCGCUAGUUACCAUCUGCUCCUCCGUUGCCCAAAUUACGGGUGCUUUGCGUGCCUCACGACUGCUAUUCAAGUCUUUGCUUGUCACUGUUGUUCGGGCUACCUUCCGUUUCCAUGAUACCACCCCUCAAGGACGGAUGCUCAAUCGCUUUGGGAAAGACAUUGAAACCAUUGACUCGUCGCUUUCCUCCUCCUUGCAACAGGUCAAUUCAUCGUUGGCUGGAUUCGUUGCCGCCCUCGUCACGGUCACUGUGGUGUUCCCUGCAUUCCUCUUCCCGGCUGCAUCCAUUGGGUAUUUCUAUUAUCAAUUUGCGGUCGGGUACCUCAAUACCGGCCGGGACCUCCGACGAAUGGAAUCCAAUUCGCGCUCUCCCAUCUUCUCGGAGUUUGGGGAGUUGCUCACUGGGAUCGUGACUGUCAGAGCCUUUGCGGCAGAGAAACGUUUCCUCGACAAUCUGCAUACGCGAAUUGACCUUACCACUAAAAUGUGGUAUACUUUCUGGAUGACCAAUCGCUGGCUGCUUCUCAAUUUCGAUUUCCUGGGCAGUUUGGCUGUACUCUUCACGACAGUGUUUGCCAUACAUUUCCUUGUCAACAAUGCUGGUCUCGCGGGUUUGGCCAUAACCAGUGCUUUGAACUUCACAACAAGUGUAUAUUGGGCUUGCCGCUUCUGGACUGGCCUUGAACUUGACCUGAACGCUGUUGAACGAGUCGUUGAAUACCUUGAGCUGCCUCAAGAGCCACCAGGUGUUAUUGAGUCGCAUCGUCCCCCCGCCUACUGGCCGUCAAGCUCUGCCAAUGACUCGCUUAUUGUUGCGGAGAAGGUGUCGAUCAAGUAUGCGCCUGAUCUGCCUGCCGUUAUCCAGGAUGUGUCUUUCAAUCUCAGAGCGGGAGAACGAGUAGGGUUGUUGGGAAGGACUGGUAGCGGAAAAUCAACACUUGCCAUGAGUAUUCUGCGCUUUACCGAUCCUUCUAGUGGACGAAUCCUUAUCGAUGGGAUCGAUAUUACGAAGAUCGGAGUGGAAGACUUGAGGUCGCGUUUGACAUUUAUUCCUCAAGACGCUACUUUGUUCUCUGGAACCCUUCGAGAGAAUCUUGAUCCUUUCAAUGAACAUGAUGAUGCAACUUGUCUUGACGUGCUUUAUCGUGUUCAGAUGAUAAGCCGUAGUAGACACGCAUCCCAAGCUACAUCAACCGUUGCUUCUCCAGAAUCCUCUCGACCAGCAUCCCGCGCUGGUAUUGAGCGGGAGGAGUCAACAACAGAGUCUGUUCUCAGUGCUGCGUUGACCGAUGUGGACUCUAAAACUGUCGUUACGCUUGACACCCAGGUGUCCGCUGGUGGAACCAACUUUUCUCAGGGCCAGAGGCAGCUCAUUGCCAUGGCGCGAGCGUUGCUGAGGAGAAGUGCAAUUGUUGUGUUAGAUGAGGCAACAAGCAGCGUUGACUUCAAGACUGAUGCAAAAAUCCAAACCACUAUCAGGGAGGAAUUUACAGACUCGUUAUUGCUCACCAUUGCUCAUCGGCUCAAGACCGUCAUCGACUACGAUCGUUUACUCGUUCUCGACAAGGGCAAAGUCGUCGAAUUUGACACACCGUACAAGCUCCUCCAGAGGGAGGAUGGCAUCUUCAGGGGAAUGUGCCUCAAGAGUGGAUAUUAUAACGAACUCGAGGUGGCUGCACGCGCGAAGGCCGAACGAGAUGGUCUGCUGUCAUAA